CGCCGCAGCGAUGCAGGCGAGCGGCCCGGGCCUCCGGGAGGCCGGCAUGGAGGGCGCGGUGGGUGACCCGUACCGGCGACCCGCGCGGCGCACCCAGUGGCUGCUGAGCGCCCUAGCGCACCACUACGGGCUGGACCGCGGCGUGGAGAACGAGAUCGUGGUGCUGGCCACCGGCCUGGACCAGUACCUGCAAGAGGUCUUCCAUCACCUGGACUGCCGCGGCGCCGGCCGCCUGCCCCGCGCUGACUUCCGCGCUCUCUGCGCCGUGCUGGGGCUGCGCGCCGAGGGGGCCGCCGCCGGGGAGGCCUCCGGGGAUGCGGCCGCCCGAGACACGAAUCCGGGGGAUGCGACCGCCGGGGACGCGGCCGCUGGGGUGGCCACCGACAGGGACGCGGAUGCCGAAGAGGAGGCGCGCCUGGCGCUGCGCGCGGAGCCGCCCGAGCUCACCUUCCGCCAGUUCCACGCGCGCCUCUGCGGCUACUUCGGCACCCGCGCGGGGCCCCGGCUGCCCCGCGGCGCUCUCAGCGAGCACAUCGAGACGCAGAUCCGCCUGCGCCGCCCGCGCCGCCGCCGCCGCCCGCCCCGCACGUCCGCCCCGGACGGCGGCCCCGAGGGCGGCCGGGACGGCGAGCGCCUGGCGCGGUUGGAGGAGGAGAACAGCAGCCUGCGCGAGCUGGUGGAGGACCUGCGGGCCGCGCUGCAGAGCAGCGACGCGCGCUGUCUAGCGCUGCAGGUCGGCCUCUGGAAGAGCCAGGCGGGCGCGCAGGAGUCGGGGCGCGACGGGCCCGAGGCGGCGGCGCGGGAGCUGCGGCAGGCGCGGGGCGCUCUGGCGGUAGCCGAGGCCCGCGCGGGGCGGCUGCGCCAGGGCCAGGCCGAGGUGCGGCGGCGCGCCGAGGAGGCCCGGGAGGCGGUGCUGCGCAGCCUGGGCCGCGUGCGCGAGCUCGAGGCGCUGGCGCGACAGGUGCCCGGCCUGCAGCGCUGGGUGCGGCGGCUGGAGGGCGAGCUGCGGCGCUACAGGUCAGAGGGCACCCAGCCCCCAAUCUCGUCACAAGCCAGCCCAGAGCCAGAAGCCAAGAGUGGUGACCCUGCAGACAGUGGGACCAGAAGCCCAGACAGCCCUCCAGAGGGCGCCUGGCAGUCAGACAGCGGUUCCAGGAGCGGACCCCUGGACGAAGUGGACGGGCAGCUGUUCCGCUCAGUGGAGGGCCAGGCCGCCUCCGAUGAAGAAGAGGAGGGUGAGGAGAAGUGGCAGGAAGAGCAGAGGUCACUGGCAGAGGUCAAGACGUUGCUGGCAAGCCUCUCCAGCUGCAGAAGUGGGUGUGAUGACCAGACAGCCAAGACGCUCAUGACUUACUUCAGCCACUUUGGCAGUGGUGACCAUGCCUGCACCCUGGGACAGCUGGAGGCCCACAUCGCCAUGCUGGUGGAGCAGCUGGGGACCCACGGCUGCCGUAGGAAGGCCCUGGGGACACCUGGGGAGGAGGCAGAGCUACAGCAGAAGGUGGAAGAGAAUGAGCACCUGAGGCUGGAGCUGCAGAUGGUGGAGACAGAGAGGGUGCGGCUGUCCCUGCUGGAGGAGAAGCUGGUAGACGUGCUGCAGCUCCUGCAGAGGCUCCGGGACCUGAACAUAUCGAAAAGAGCCCUGGGGAAGAUUUUGCUGAACACACUGGAUGCUUGCAAGGACCCCACACACGAGGGGAUAUCUGGACCCUCGGCCAUCCUGGAUGCCCUGCACCAAGCUUUGGCUGGCUGUGAACUCCUGCGGAGAGAGCUCUCUGCACCAGCCUCCACAGCUCCUGCACUCACCAACCCCCUCCUCAUCCCCUGCUGAGGUCACUGGCCCAGCCUAUGGGCACCUUGGUCAGCCUGACCUCCAUCAGACCAGCCUCCAGAUUACCCUGACCACCACCAGACCAGGUUCCAUAACCAGCCUGACCACCAUCGGAUGAGCUUCCAUGGCUAGCGCAACCACCAUCACAUCCUUAGAACCCUGGAGACCCUGACUGCUCCUGAGACUGGGCUCAAUCCCAGAGCCUCCCACAACAGAGCCUGGCAAACAUCCUUUCCUUGACUUCCUCCCAGCAGCCCCUGCAUUCCUGCUGCCACAGUUCACAUUCAACCCCCGGGCUGCUGGAUCAGCCCAUACCUGCUGUUGCCUCCCCUGCCCACUUUCUCACACAGCCCAGCCCAGAAUCCCUUCCGUGGUCUUCUGGGGUCUUUUCCCCUCCCAGCAGUGUCCCCUUCUUCUCACUGCUGUACCCAACCUCCAGGCCACACCUGGCCCACUGGGGAAUUCCCACACCCCCAGAAGUGUUGAAGACCAGGCAGGGCUGGGGGAACCCAAGGCGGGGGUGAUUACUGCAAACUUCUGGAUGGAAGCUGCCCUUGAACUAGCUCUAGAAGAGUGGUAGAAUUUAGAGAGAGAGAGGAGGGAAGGGCAUUUAAUGUGCGGAAACAGCAAGAGCAAAGUGUGGUGCCAGAAAGAGCCCCCAUUAGUACAGUACCUGGGACACCUCUUUCCCAAGCAUAAAGUGGGUACUGGAUUUCAUGGGGUCACAGGAAGGAGUAAGAUAAGCUGCCUGGUCUCACCUACCUUAACAUCUCGUAGGAGAGAAAGAUACACUGGCAAAUAGUGUGACAUGGGUGAAAUCAGUGCCAAAUCAAGGUAAAAUAUUUGCAAGAGUCCAGCCAAGAGGAGUUCAUCUGAGCCAAGGAGGAUGGAUGCACCACAGAGGGGAACUGAAGGGAUGAGGGCAGGUGCCUGGAGGGACAGCAGCAGGUCAUGGAGGGACUCGAUGGCAGACGAGGAUCUGGGACUUGCUCCCACAGGCAAUUGGGAGCCAUUGGAGGAUUCUGAGCUGCCUCAUGGAGGGGAGUGAAGAAGAGGCAGCUGUAGGACUGUAGGAGGAAGGGGGCACUAGGAGCCUGGAACCAGAGCUAGGGGACACAGAAGGGGAUCAUGGGGUACCCAGUGGGGAGUCUGGGAGCAGUGGGCACUCCGGGGCAGGGCAGCAGGGACUGGGGACAGACAAUACCUGACUGGCAUUCCUGACUUGUCUGGCCUCAAACACUCAGCAGCUUGGAUGGGGGCAGGAGGCAUCAGGGAGCCACUGCAUGCUCCUGAAUAGAGUGACACAGGCCCCUACCCAGUCUCCCUAUGGUUCCUCUGGGAAUGGAAUGAAAGAGACCAAGGCCAGUGGCCAUUCCAGAGGGGCCACGCUACCCUUGGUCCUGUCAGAUGGGCCAGACUUUUUUGAGAAGGUCCCCAGGACUCCUCAUGGGCCAGUGGACAGGGCUGGGCACUGAGGAGGCUGGUCUGAGCAGAGAGGGCUGCCCCAGCUUGCUCCUCUCAGCUCAGCCUGAGCCCACCAGGCCCUCCUCCUCUGGCUGUGCUGCUAAUGACUGCAUGACCCAGGUGAGGCCCACCUGUGUCCCUGCCCAGUAAGAAGGGUCAGCUGUUCCAUAUCCUGACCAUGGUGUCAGUCAUGGGAAUCUACACAUGUGUUAAGAUUCAUAGAGGGGCGCCUGGGUGGCUCAGUCGGUUAAACGACUGCCUUUGGCUCAGGUUGUGAUCCCAGGGUCCUGGGAUCGAGCCCUGCAUCAGGACUCCCUGCUCAGUGAGGA
Zalophus californianus (California sea lion) is the source of this 3624-nucleotide messenger RNA. RefSeq names its product EF-hand and coiled-coil domain containing 1 (gene EFCC1). The coding region runs from base 11 to 1831 and encodes 606 amino acids. The record is from RefSeq and is a predicted model, not a curated record. Lineage: Eukaryota; Metazoa; Chordata; Mammalia; Carnivora; Otariidae. The transcript is spliced from 8 exons. Gene Ontology annotation, molecular function: calcium ion binding.